Messenger RNA from Mesitornis unicolor (brown roatelo), 1019 nucleotides. RefSeq names its product arf-GAP with dual PH domain-containing protein 1. The record is from RefSeq and is a predicted model, not a curated record. Gene Ontology annotation, cellular component: plasma membrane; intracellular membrane-bounded organelle. The annotation marks the transcript as partial. Gene Ontology annotation, biological process: positive regulation of GTPase activity. Gene Ontology annotation, molecular function: phosphatidylinositol bisphosphate binding; GTPase activator activity. The transcript is spliced from 8 exons. Lineage: Eukaryota; Metazoa; Chordata; Aves; Mesitornithiformes; Mesitornithidae.
ACUGCUGCGGGAACAGUGGAUCAGAGCCAAAUACGAACGAAAGGAGUUCAUUCACAGCGAUAAGCAGGAGCCUUAUUCUGCAGGGUACCGAGAAGGAUUUCUGUGGAAGAGAGGACGUGAUAACGGGCAAUUCUUAAGCCGAAAAUUCGUGUUAUCAGAGAGGGAAGGUGCGCUGAAGUACUUCAACAAAAAUGACGCAAAAGAACCCAAAGCAAUUAUGAAGAUCGAACAUCUAAACGCGACUUUCCAGCCUGCAAAAAUUGGGAACCCACACGGACUGCAGAUCACUUACUUGAAGGACAAUAGCACAAGGAACAUCUUUGUCUACCACGAAGAUGGCAAGGAAAUAGUGGAUUGGUUCAAUGCCAUCCGGGCAGCCCGGUUUCAUUACUUACAAGUGGCAUUCCCUGGAGCCAGCGACGUUGAUCUGGUGCCAAAGCUUUCUAGAAACUACCUGAAGGAAGGGUACAUGGAGAAAACGGGGCCAAAGCAAACAGAGGGGUUCAAGAAGCGAUGGUUCACCAUGGAUGACCGGCGGCUCAUGUAUUUCAAAGAUCCCCUGGAUGCCUUUGCUAGAGGGGAAGUGUUUAUUGGGAGCAAGGAAAACAGCUACAAGGUGCUGGAAGGGCUCCCGCCGUCCACGCAGGGAAACCACUGGCAGCACGGGAUUACCAUCGUCACGCCGGAUCGGAAAUUCCUCUUUGCCUGUGAGACAGAGGACGACCAGCUGGAGUGGAUCACAACUUUUCAGAAAGUUAUAAGCCGGCCGAUGCUGCCUCAGGAAUACGCAGUGGAAGCCCAUUUCAAACAUAAACCUUAGUUGGGACUUGGCUGAGCAGAUCUGAGGAGUGAGCUUCUGUUUACAACACAACGUGGUUUUAUUUGAAAUGUUGAAAAUAAUGAAUAAUAAUAAUAACAGUAAUAAUAAUAAUAAUACUUCCCUUUCCCCUCAUUGUUCACUUGAUCAUGUCGGAAUCCAAGAAGGACAGCAGUGAAACAUUGGAGAAGAUGCUGAUCCA